Messenger RNA from Tribolium madens (black flour beetle), 2578 nucleotides. Its product is annotated as neprilysin-2-like. Gene Ontology annotation, molecular function: metalloendopeptidase activity. The transcript is spliced from 11 exons. Gene Ontology annotation, cellular component: plasma membrane. The record is from RefSeq and is a predicted model, not a curated record. Bases 106 to 2301 code for a protein of 731 amino acids. Gene Ontology annotation, biological process: protein processing. Lineage: Eukaryota; Metazoa; Arthropoda; Insecta; Coleoptera; Tenebrionidae.
AAUUGAUUCAUUCUAUAGCCAUUCCGUGUACAAGUACCAAGUGUGUCAGUGGCUACAGAACAGAAUUUUGCAAAUGUUACAAUUAAGUGGUGCUGAUAGCGAACAAUGAUAAAUGAACAAAACUCAAAAGCAAAGCACUCGUCAUGGUGGAAAAGACGCACUCGCAUGGAAAAAUGGCUCUUACUGCUCCUUGCCAUCCUUGUAGUCAUCAUAAUAAUCAUCCUAGCCGUGAAGUUAUCAGCAAAAAUUGAUUCUCAAGUAUGUUUCACCCCUGAUUGUGUCCAAACUGCAGCCAAAGUCCUCGAAAAAGUAGAUUUAAAUAUCAACCCCUGUCAGGACUUUUACAAGUUUGCAUGCGGGAAUUUCAUAAAAAAUACGGUCCUUCCUCAAUACAAGACCAGUAUAUCAUCAUUCUCCAUUGUAAGCGAUAUGGUAGAUGAGCAAAUGCGAACACUGCUAGAGAAACCCAUCCAAGACACGGACGCUCGAGCUUUUGUUCUCGUUAAAUCUAUUUACCAAGCUUGCAUCAACACUACGGAAAUCGCGGCUCAUGCAUUGGAAAAUGUUAAAAAGACCAUUAAGGGUAUUGGUGGAUGGCCGGUGGUUGAAGGGUUCAAGUGGAACGAGAGGACGUUUGAUUGGACGGCCACGAUAUACGAGUUCAUGAAAAUGGGGAUGGAGUAUGAUAUUUUUUUCGAGUUUAAUGUCCUCCCGGAAGAAAAGGAUUCCACCAAAUAUACACUUCUGCUGGACCAACCAUUUAUUGUCUCAUUUGAUAAAUUGAUGAGACGAGGCUACAAUGAGAGUAUUGUUCAAGCAUAUCAUGUAUACAUGUCGAAAAUAGCAAUAGCGUUUGGGGCUGAAGAAGAAAGAGCUAAGAGACACAUGCGAGAUGUUAUCGAUUUAGAUAUUGCUAUUACACGAAUUACAGUACCGUCAGAGAAAAGACGCAAUUCUUCCCUUGAGGACAAUAAAUACUCGAUUAAAGACUUGGAGAAAGAAUUUCCUUACGUUCCGUGGUUGCAGUACAUAAACACAAUGUUAGACCCAGUUAAAACUAUGACGUACGAUGAUAACAUUACAGUAACACUUCCCCAGUACUUUAAAGAACUUGAAAAAAUUAUUAGAAGCACACCAAAACAGACCAUGGCAAAUUUUAUAUUUUGGAAAGGAAUUAAAGGUCUUAUCCAGUACAUGAGCGAUGACCUAAGGGCCUUACAGAUGGAUUUUGUUAAAGCUGUGUCUGGAAGAACAGAGCGUGAGCCUAGAUGGAAAGAAUGUGUUCAAAAAGUUAAAAGCCGUCUUCACGUCGCCAGUAGUGCCCUUUACGUCCGCCACUUUUUCAAAGAAGAAGCUAAAAAGACCAUGGUCGAAAUAAUAAACAAUAUUCAGGACCAGUUCAUGGAUAUUUUGAAAAAAGUGGUUUGGAUGGAUGAAGUCACCCGAAAACAUGCCAUAGAAAAGGCAAAAGUAAUGGAAGCACACAUAGCAUAUCCUGAUGAAUUACUGAACAAUACAAUAAUCGACAACUACUACCAAAAUUUGACCGUUAAUCAUUUGAAGUAUUUAGAAUCGAUGCAAAACGUAACUCUCCAUUCCUGGAGAAUUUCUUAUGCGAAGUUGAAUGAACGAGUAAAUAAAAAGGAUUGGAGAGAACAUUCCUUCGCGGUGGUGACUAAUGCAUUUUAUGACCAAAAUGGAAAUAAUAUAGAAUUUCCUGCGAGUAUUUUGCAGGGCGUCUUCUUCGACAACAACCGCCCGCAAUACAUGAAUUAUGGCGCCAUAGGGUAUAUAAUCGGUCACGAAAUCACUCACGGUUUCGAUGACUCGGGUCGACAAUAUGAUAAAGAUGGAAAUUUGGUCGAUUGGUGGCAACCUAAGACGCAAUCGGCUUUCGAAGCGAAAGCUCAGUGUAUUAUUGACCAAUACAGCAAUAUCACCGUUCCCGAUAUAAAUUUAAACUUGAACGGCAUCAACACUCAAGGCGAGAAUAUAGCUGAUAAUGGGGGCAUUAAACAAGCAUAUUUAGCAUACAAGAAAUGGGCUCAUAAACAUCACUCGGAAAAAGCAUUGCCGGGACUACCAUACACACCCGAGCAAAUGUUUUGGAUUUCUGCUGGGAAUACUUGGUGUGAUGUGGAGAGGAGGGAAGAAUUAAAAAUUAGUGUUAUGGACCGGGCCCAUUCGCCGAGUUAUUAUAGAGUUAAUGUGCCGCUUAUGAAUUCAGAGUACUUUGCUAAAGAUUUUAAUUGUCCGGUUGGAUCGCCGAUGAAUCCAAAACGGAAAUGCCAUGUUUGGUAAAUGUAUUUUUGAAUAAAGAAAAACAGUAUUAGGAGGUGGAUUCUCCAGUCAAUUUGCCAAAACUUUAUUUUUCGCAUUUAUUUGACUAAAUUGUUCAAGAAAACAGCAUUUUUCUAGUCACUCAUUUUCAAUUUUUAUUAUGUAAGCUUGAAUACUGUUGAUCAUAUUCGGUGUAAACUUAUAAAUUGUUGUUGUUAAAUUGUGUAUGGAUUGUUUAGCAUUAUAUUAUCUAUAUGAAAAUACUCUUAAUAAAUUUUAUAUCGUUUGUGUCACAAUA